GGGGUAACCUCACGAAAACACGACCAAUCGGACAGUGAGCAACACAUCUCAGUGUGUGUCGGCGAUCGCGCGCUACGUGUUGAACAACGAUGCGACAGACACCUGCCAAAAUAUAAUUUAUCAAUUUUUCAUUUGUUUAUAAAACGCCAGCAUGUGGAAGUGCGUCUUUAUUUUGGUGCUUGUGGGUUUGACUUUCACUAGCUCCGAGGAUAAUGGAAGCCGCGAGACUAGAGGCGUGUUUACGAAGAACUUCUUCGGCGGUGUGUGGGGCAAUCGUCCACCACUCUUGGAGCAGAAUCUCCCGAGAUCCACGUGUACCUGCAAAUGUGGCGAGCGGAAUGAAGCGUCCCGUAUAGUGGGAGGACAUCAGGCCGGGCUUAACGAGUUCCCCUGGAUGGCGAAACUCAUAUAUUUCAAGAGAUUCUACUGCGGCGGCAUGCUUAUCAACGAUCGAUAUGUUCUAACUGCAGCGCAUUGUGUUAAAGGAUUCAUGUGGUUUAUGAUAAAGGUCACAUUCGGAGAGAAUAAUAAAUGCAAUACCACAACAAGGCCAGAGACGAGAUUCGUCCUGAGGGCUAUAUCUAAUAAGUUUAGUCUUCAGAAUUUUGACAACGAUAUUGCUCUUCUUCGACUGAACGAGCGGGUUCCUCUCUCUGAAGCAAUCAAACCUAUUUGUUUACCGAAGAAUAAUUAUAAUCUAUACGUUGGAGUCAAAGCUGUCGCAUCUGGUUGGGGAACGCUCAGUGAAGAAGGAAAGGUGUCAUGCACAUUACAAGAAGUGGAAGUGCCCGUGUUAAGCAAUGAGGCGUGUCGAAAAACCAAAUACACGCCGGCAAUGAUCACUGAUAACAUGCUGUGUGCUGGCUACCCCGAGACCGGGCAGAAGGAUUCUUGCCAGGGUGACAGCGGCGGCCCCCUCAUCACAGAACGGAAGAACGACAAGCGAUAUGAAUUAAUAGGUGUGGUGUCCUGGGGUAACGGCUGCGCUCGAGUGGGUUACCCCGGCGUGUACACCAGGGUUACCAACUACUUGGACUGGAUACGGGAAAACACGCAGGAUGGAUGUUACUGCAGCGGAGACUGUUUCUCACUUCACACUGUGAAUAUGUUGUGGUAUAUUUUGUGUUUUUGUCUAUGCACGGUGGUUGGAUAUGCGCCGCGCGAACUAAAUAGGGGUCCCUCAUUAUCCUAUGAGGUAAAAACGGGACCUGGUCAUUAUGGGGCUCAACAUUUACCACCAUGUCAAGACUGUAGCUGCGGCGAACGCAAUGAGGAGCCUCGUCUCGUGGGUGGUAGAGAGUCUGGGGUCAACGCGUAUCCCUGGCUCGCUCGUCUGAUAUACCACAAAUCCUUUGGAUGUGGAGCCUCACUAAUAAACGAUAAGUUUGUCAUCACCGCUGCGCAUUGUCUGAAAGGGUUUAUGUGGUUCAUGUUCCGAGUGACGUUCGGCGAGCACAACAGAUGCAACCGCGAGCAAACUCGGGAGCAGAGAUAUGUCGUGAAGGUGAUAGCACAUAACUUCACACUGACAGAGCUGAGUAACGAUAUAGCGUUGAUACAAAUGAAUAGGCCCGUCACGUAUUCACACAACGUUCGACCCGUUUGCUUGCCGACUAACCCAGGUAAAGUAUACACUGACACAUUAGCAACCGUUGCUGGGUGGGGGGCUAGAAGUGAGACAGGGAAUUGGUCCUGCACUCUCCUUGAAGCAGAGUUACCUGUUCUUAGUAAUGAGGAGUGCAAAAAAACAAAAUACAACGCAUCAAAGAUCACUGACGUCAUGAUGUGCGCAGGGUACCCCGCCACGGCUCAUAAAGAUGCGUGCACAGGAGAUAGCGGCGGUCCUCUGAUAGCAGAAAAUAAGGAUUUUGCAUCUGAAUUAAUAGGUAUCGUGUCCUGGGGUUACGGAUGUGCAAGAAAAGGAUAUCCUGGAGUAUACACGAGAGUCACAAAAUACUUAGAUUGGAUCCGAGAUAACACGCAAGAAGGAUGUUACUGUAAAUUUUAAUCGCACAUAUUAUAAAACUUUUGUAAGCCUCGCUCUUUAAUUUAA
Molecule: messenger RNA, 2053 nt
Organism: Manduca sexta (tobacco hornworm)
Lineage: Eukaryota; Metazoa; Arthropoda; Insecta; Lepidoptera; Sphingidae
Product: transmembrane protease serine 9
Exons: 14
Coding region: 152-2008 (618 amino acids)
Biological process (GO): proteolysis
Molecular function (GO): serine-type endopeptidase activity
Source: RefSeq, a predicted model, not a curated record